GGGUUGGUUGCGGUGAGGGCAGUGAGCGGCGGUGUGAGAGAGUGCGGAUCGGUGCUGCUUUUGUUGCGUUUUCUUUUUGUCACCGUCGCCGCUGUCGCAGUCGCGGUACGGUGUAGUCGCGGGGUCGUUGUAACGUCCUUUAUAUGAGUUUAUAUGCAUAGCAGCCAUUCAUUGCGCAGCAUUCCCACCGAAAUGGUUCUUUUUUUACCCUAAAUGGACAGCGUUUAGUCUUCGCUUUUUUUUACCUUGUUUUCUUUUUAAUUUAUGGAAGCUUAGCGCGUAGAGAGUCAAGCGUUGAGCCCGUGGAAACGAACAACGAAGAUGCCGUUAGAAGUGCAGUGGCCACUACCGAAUCUCAACCAACCCAGCAAAUUAUGGCAGUUGGGCAGUUCCAUGGUCGUCCCAGCGGUCGGAAUACUCGCCAAGCUGUUUCAUGAGCCGCAGUUUCUUAAGAGAGCACAGGCAUCGCGCAGAGCCCGAGUAAUCCUCAAAGCAGGAUGGUUCAACACUGUCAAUGUGUACAACAAGGAAGUUCUCUUCAAUGCCAUUGAGAACAGACCGAAAGACGUUCCACUAAUCACGGUCUGCAAUCAUCACUCUUGCUUGGAUGACCCUUUCAUUUGGGGGAUGCUGGAGCUGCGGCACAUCUUCAAGCAGCAAUGCAUGCGCUGGAGUGUGGCGGCCCACGACAUCUGCUUCACCAACGAGCUGCACUCCCGCUUCUUUGCCAUGGGCAAGACGGUGCCAGUGUGCCGGGGGGAAGGCGUCUUCCAGAAGGGCAUGGACUACUGCAUAGAUCUGCUCAACAGGGGCAUGUGGGUCCACAUCUUCCCCGAGGGAAAGGUCAACAUGGUCACCCAAGAGUUCCUGCGGCUCAAGUGGGGCGUCGGACGGCUGAUAGCAGAGAGCAAGAAAUGUCCCAUCGUCAUUCCCUUCUGGCACGUUGGCAUGAACAAUGUGCUGCCAAACAAGGAGCCCUACGUUCCACACUGGGGACAGAUGGUGACCAUUUUAAUCGGCGAUCCAAUCGAUUUCUCGCCACUACGGGACACCAUGAAGAAGCAAGAGAAGAGUGCGAUGGAGCAACGCAAAGCCAUAACAGACACCAUCCAGGAGGAGUUUGGAGAGCUCAAGAGUCGUGCGGAGACGCUACACCAACUGAGCUUGCCCUCCUGCUAACAAAACUGUUAUCCUACUUGAUUCAAUUUUUGAUGGUGUGCUUGUCGACGCGUGCCGCAACUUGAAACAAGAGCCGACACAUUGGUGUGGUCCUUGAAGUUAAUCGGUCAGUUAGUGAGGAGCAGCCUUUAUUUCCAGGGGCCUGCAAAGUUAUUGCUGAUGCAGCUUGUCCUUCUUUUUCUAAGUUCAAAAAUUGUUUCUCACGCUCAAGCUUGGUACUGGUAAAUCUGCGUUUUUAUAUUUAAGUACCUAGCAGUUGUAUGUUUUUAAAGUGCACCCAACAGAUGUUUGUUUUAGUCAAGCGACCAACAAAAGUGUCACGUGCAAACUAUCGCGGUUAUACAUCGUUUUCUCUGCUUGAAAAAGCAGACAUUAGUAAUUUCAACGAGUUGAUCAGCCUGCGAGGGUUGUUUUAGCGAGUCCUGUUACUAUGUUUAUUUUGUUUUGUGGUGCAUGUGCACACUUUUAUUAAGAGAGCUUUAUGCGGCUGUUAUUGACUGCCAUACUGCUGGCACGAGUGUUGUGAUUGAUGGUUCGGUUCUGGGAUAACGGUGUUCUGGCUGGUGUUUUUAAGCAGGAACGUGUGGGAGCCGAUGCGAGUGUUGCCCUAAAAGUCCUGCAACUAUUCAAUGCGCGGUAUAUUUGGAAGCGUGCCACAUCCUUCAUUGUUGCCAUUUUUUUGUUGAGAGUAUGUAUGCUGUGAUAUACUUGCACGUCAUUGACCGGAUUUUUGUCUCGUUUUAAUCAGGGAGGUUAGUACGAAGCCUGUUUAUUCUGUUGGGCAGCAGAGCUCUGUUGGGAGGCUGCACCCUUGACUGGAUCUGGAGCCAUGUAUGAUUUCAGCGUGGUAAAUGGGUAAAGCAAAAAUUAUUUCUGCAAAACAUUAUGUUGUGUUUUAUGACUGAGAUGCCACUAGAUGGUGGAUUUGUCUCUUGCAAAUAUUGCACAAAGAAUUUUUUUUUAGAAGGGUAAUUGCACAGGUUAUUUUUAUUGGUAUACUUUUUGAGGAGCUACACUGUUAAUUUCAGGAGAACUUAUUUUCUUUUUCUUUCUAAAAUAAUACAUUGUGGUACCCUUCCUUGUCGUCUGCAUUGAUAAAAUUUGAUGGAUACUCGUGGCUUUUGAUAAAGGUAAACUCGAUAUUUGCCCUAAACAAACCCACGUCUGCUGCUGUAUGCUUGGCAUAAAUUAGUUUCACUUCUUGAGGCACAUUUUUGCAGUUGGUCUAGUCUGACCAUUUGUUGUAGAAAAGAUGUGUACAGUAAUCACCCAAACACCAUCCUCCAUAGUAGUUGUGAAUAGUGUAUCGCGCCUUUCAUGGUAUACCCAGUUUGCAUCAUCUCUGCUUAGAGGUGUACGCUUGUAGUUGGCAUUUGGACUUUGAUGCAAUGGACGGCUCUUUAGAGACAAGAGUUUCGCUGUCUCUAACGAGCAAGUUGCACCUUGCUUGAGAGUACUUAACACGUACAAUAGAAAUAUUUAAUGUUUGAUAAAUUACUGUUUUGGAAGUUGGCGUACAGGAAUAUAAUGUUUAAAUUUGUGAACUUUGAAUAACAUUAAAAAAAAAUCUGUUUGAAAUAAAUUUGCACAUUGGGGAGAGACAAGUUUGUUUUUGUAACAGUUUAUUUCUUUAAAUUAUUGUACAAAGGGUAUGAUUUCACAAAUAAAUUGUUGAGCCUGCAACGUUCUUCGA
Messenger RNA from Ixodes scapularis (black-legged tick), 2872 nucleotides. It is a transcript of the gene Taz, whose product is annotated as tafazzin. Gene Ontology annotation, biological process: inner mitochondrial membrane organization; cardiolipin acyl-chain remodeling. Gene Ontology annotation, molecular function: 1-acylglycerophosphocholine O-acyltransferase activity. The transcript is spliced from 8 exons. Gene Ontology annotation, cellular component: mitochondrial membrane. Lineage: Eukaryota; Metazoa; Arthropoda; Arachnida; Ixodida; Ixodidae. The record is from RefSeq and is a predicted model, not a curated record. Bases 322 to 1179 code for a protein of 285 amino acids.